This is a messenger RNA of Synchiropus splendidus (mandarinfish), 2558 nucleotides long. RefSeq names its product folliculin (gene flcn). Gene Ontology annotation, molecular function: GTPase activator activity. NCBI's taxonomy places the organism in Eukaryota, Metazoa, Chordata, Actinopteri, Syngnathiformes, Callionymidae. Gene Ontology annotation, biological process: negative regulation of transcription by RNA polymerase II; positive regulation of TORC1 signaling; positive regulation of transforming growth factor beta receptor signaling pathway. The transcript is spliced from 12 exons. The record is from RefSeq and is a predicted model, not a curated record. The coding region runs from base 154 to 1827 and encodes 557 amino acids. Gene Ontology annotation, cellular component: cytosol.
GUCACAUGACUCACAGCUAGCAACUGAGUUAGCAGAUGUAGCCCAGGAGCGAAACAAACCUGCUUCGUAACGCCUGUUUUAAAUUUGACGAGUGGAAUGACAUUUAGAUCGUAAUGGUAGACAGCUUAUUUUUCGGAAACCCAUAACUUAAAGAUGAACGCCUUGGUGGCACUUUGUCACUUCUGUGAACUUCAUGGUCCCCGUACGUUGUUCUGCACGGAGGCGCUGCACCCUCCAUCCCCAGAUCCUUCCUCGCAGACAGGGGCUUCCCUGGCCGGGGAAAGAGAUGGUGAUAGGGAGGGUGAAGGACUGACGAUGAGAGCCAACACUUCAGCCUCUCAGAGAGGCGAGAUGUGUGAGGGAUGCCGAUCCUUACCUGCUUCUCACCCAGGUUUUGUGAGCAUUGAUGAUGAGACAGGUAUUCGGUUUCUAAGCCACCAACACCCCAGACAGUCCCAGCUCUUCAGCGUGGUUCGCCAGGCUUGUGUUCGCAGCCUGAGCUGUGAGGUUUGCCCUGGACGUGAAGGGCCAAUUUUUUUUGGAGAUGAGCAACAUGGCUUUGUGUUUUCACACACGUUCUUCAUCAAGGACAGUCUUGCCAGAGGAUUCCAGCGCUGGUACAGUAUUGUCAUGGUUGCCAUGGACCGGAUCUACCUCAUCAACUCCUGGCCCUUCCUAUUACGCCACUUAAAACUCACAAUACAUAGUCUGCAAAGCACAGCCCUGAAGGUGUUUGAGAGCGAACAAGGAGUGUGUCCCCAGAGAGCCAUGCGGAUGAACAGUGCGUUCUCACCUGCAGUUUUUCCACACCAAAGGAGCGGGAACGCUGCUCGGUCACUUACAUCUCUCACACAGCAUACUAACCUCUGGGCCAGCCUCCACUCUUCUUUUAGUUGGUUACUGAAGGCCUGUGGCAGUCGUCUGACUGAAAAGUUGCUCGAAGGAGCCCCAACUGAAGAUACACUGGUGCUAAUAGAGAGACAGACUGAGCAAGACGAGGAAAUGAGCUGCUGGGAGGGAGCAGAUGGAGGUGGCCCUAAGCCACUUUGGCACCAAACAGAAAGCGAGCUGGGCCACGACUUUCAUACUGAUGAGGCCAAAUUGGAUGAAUUGCCUGAUCCAAAGUUCAGGUCACUCAGACACCUGAGACAGGUUCUUGGUGUUGCUGAAUUUCGGCAGUUAGCAUGGCAUGUGCUCAUGGGAAAUCAGGUCAUAUGGAGAAGUGCUGACCCCGGUCUCAUCAAAUCUGCCUUCAUCGUCCUCAAGUCCCUGUUACCUGUUGGCUGUGUUCGAUCUGUGCCAUACAGUUCUCAGUAUGAGGAGGCCUACAAAUGCAACUUCCUGGGUCUUAGUCCAGACGUAUCCAUCCCAAGUCACGUCAGCUCUUCAGAGUUUUCAGUGUUGGUGGAUGUCAGUUCCAACCCAGGCAGUCAGAAUUCUGUUGUAGAUGGAGAGGCAAUCUCUUCUGCUUAUCAGUUUUCCAUCACUAGUGCGAGCACGCAACCCACUGAUAAAGGACCUACCUUACUGAACAAACUGGAGGUGGCACUGUCCAAUGAGAAUUUGUCUGUGGAGGUGGUGUCCCAUUGUCUGCUGUGUUUGAAGGAGGAGUGGAUGAAUAAAGUCAAAGUGCUGUUCAAAUUCUCCAAAGUAGACCAACGAUCCAAGGAGGACACACAGAAGAUUUUGGCCCUCCUUGGCACCACAGGGCCGGGCGAGGAGGACAACGUCAGACUCCUCAAGUUCUGGAUAAGUGGACUUAGUAAAACUUACAAGAGCCAUCUCAUGACGGCUGCUCUCGGGGGUGAGAGGAGCCCCAGCCAGUGACAGGAGCUGGAAGAGCUGAAUGGGCACUUUGAAAGUGAAGGGGUGGAAUGAAAAGUGAAACUAUUUAUCUAACCCUAUUUUUGUUGAUUAUGUGGGACUUUUAGGGGAAUUAAAAAGGACUGUGAAUGAAUGUGACAAAGGAUGUAGCGUAUCUAUUGUUGUCUUUUAAGUAAUUAUGUUCUGUACCCAGAUGGUUAUCCAACACUGAUUAUCAUUUUUGGUUUACAUAAUAGAUCGGGAUUCAUAUGUCAAAGGGGUUUACUGUGUACAAACAUGUCCAUAUCGGUUUCAUUUGCUAUUAAAGGUGUGAUUGCACUGCUUUGCUCAUUUUCUUAAAUCAAGUGUUAUGAUUCUUUAUUCCUCCCUUGGCACCAUCUGGUGGUGAAUGAGUGCGAGCUGCACUCCUCCAUCUGCUCCCUCUCACUUGUCCGAGUGGCCUUCAGCCAACAAGUCUGAAUGGGUGUAAGUCAACACUUUGUCUGGUGUCCUAAAAUGUACAUAAUGUUUGCAUACCAGAGCUCCGGUCCAGUGCCGACGACCACAUCAACGGGUCUGGCCUCCUAAUGAGCUGCUCCUACACAAAAACAUAAGUCAGCUAUUCAACAUACUGCAGUUAUGUGCUCGCUGUCUUUUAUUUACUGGGCAGCAAACUUCAGCAAAGUUACAUAAGGGUUUGUUUAAGUCUACGCAGGGGGUGUUGUUGAAGUUUACAAGUUUGUUUCAAGCAUUCC